Molecule: messenger RNA, 1681 nt
Organism: Notodromas monacha
Lineage: Eukaryota; Metazoa; Arthropoda; Ostracoda; Podocopida; Cyprididae
Source: the annotation of a GenBank genome assembly
AUGCUGGAUGAAAGAGGCGGUAGAAGCCUCAAGAGAGAGAUCAGGAUACAAGAGGGCAAUAGUGGAGUUGCUCACCCUGCUGAAGGGUCCAUAGUCAACAACAGCAAAGCGCCCAAGGACCUCUAUGGAGGAGAGGACAUGGGGGCAUACGCCUCUGCAGGGAGAUGUCCUCAGUGGUUAGAGGAUGGAACAGCUUGUCCGGGGAUCCCCCCGGGUCUUCCUCAUUUUCACUGCACGGACCAGGGUCCAGAGGAUUGUACUGGGAACAGCCUGUUCCACAUAAAUCCUGCAGUAUUUGGGGCUGGAGGAGAUCCCUUCAGGCAGAUGGACAAGGUACUGAGUGCCAAGAUGUUUCUGGAAGUGUUCUCAGUGGAUGAGUUCUUGGUCUUGGAUCCAAAACACUUCAGCUCUCCAAGGAUGGUCAUAGGAUCAACAGUCAGGGACUCUUACCCAUUUGAUCCUCAGUUUGUCCUGGUUGUGCAUCCAAUAAUCAGAGGUGGGUACAUGGCAAGAGUGCAUGUGGAGGCGGGUGUGGCAGGCAGUGAGCAUGGUGAUCAAAUUGCCCCAGUGUCCGACGCCUUCGAUUCGCAAAAUACUUGCUGUAACAAACGUUUUUGGUGUAUCCGAGAUGUCUGUGGCAUUAUUUGCGUUCUCAUGACUUGGGGACUACUGUUGUAUGCGGGGUUCGUGGUUGUCGUGGUUAUUCUGCCUUGGAAGGGAAGUGGUUUCCCACCGUUGUACAAUUUCAUCAAUUUGGUUGUGUUUAAUUGCCUCGCUUUUCUUGCCGCCGCGUCCCACGCAAGAGCAAUGCUCACAGAUCCAGGAGCAGUUCCGAAAGGUAGCGCCACCCGUGAAAUGAUGCAGAAAAUGGGUUUUGAGGAAGGCGAUGUCGUUUUCAAGUGUCCCAAGUGUUGCUCUAUCAAGCCGGAACAAGCUCAUCAUUGUUCAUCAUAUGUCAGAGAUGCAUUAAAAAGAUGGAUCAUCAUUGCCCGUGGGUGAAUAACUGUGUCAGUGAAAAGAAUCAGAAAUAUUUCGUUCUGUUCACGUUUUACAUUGCUGUGAUAUCUGUUCACGCCCUGUUCCUUCGUGUGAAUCAUUUUAUCUAAUGCGUGAACGAAGAGUGGCGGGGGGCGGUUUUCAGUGAAUACUCCUCUCCAGCAUUGGUGAUCUUCAUGCUCUUUUUGCUUAUUGAAGGCCUAUCAUUUGCAAUUUUCACUGCGAUUAUGUUUGGUUCGCAAAUCAGCGCAAUAUGGAAUGAUGAAACGGGAAUCAAAGCAUUAAAAAAAGAGUAUGGAGUUGGACUCGUCAGGCAAAGUGGAAGAGUGUUCAGGCUGUAUUCAGUGAGAAGUUCGGGCUUUCUUGGUUCUCCCCCUUCUCAUCUGUUGAAUAAGUUUUCAGAAAAUCGCGGUACUACUCAGUUUGAUGGACGAUUGUUCAGGAUUGGUAGCUGUGCUUUUAGUUUUUUUCAAUCGCGCUUUGUAACCGAACUAACGCUAAAGCAUUUAGGUGUGCCACUCCAAUUCGUCAAANCUGAAAAAUGUAUUCAAUUCCAUUGAAAGGAGAUUUUUCCAUAUCAGAGGUUUCCCAUUACAGUUAUGUGAAAAUGUGGGGAGAAUUUGUUGUGCGGAUGAGUUUAUGAAUAAAUUUAUUGUAAAAUAUUCCAUGUUCCUUCUCUGUAAUG